Messenger RNA from Haplochromis burtoni (Burton's mouthbrooder), 1861 nucleotides. RefSeq names its product transcription factor Spi-C. The record is from RefSeq and is a predicted model, not a curated record. The transcript has 5 exons. Gene Ontology annotation, biological process: regulation of transcription by RNA polymerase II; cell differentiation. Gene Ontology annotation, molecular function: sequence-specific DNA binding; DNA-binding transcription factor activity, RNA polymerase II-specific. The coding region runs from base 88 to 912 and encodes 274 amino acids. Lineage: Eukaryota; Metazoa; Chordata; Actinopteri; Cichliformes; Cichlidae. Gene Ontology annotation, cellular component: nucleus.
ACGGGUAUUGGAGGUCUCCUACAUAUAUAUACCUGUCCAAAGUGUGCACCUGCACUAGUGUAGCAGCGCUCACCGGUAGGGACAGAAAUGGCCUCAAGUGAGGGAAACACUUACAAAUUGACAUCUUUGGACAGUGACAUCAAUCAGCACUUUCAGGAUGCAAUCGAUGUGAUUCAGCAACAUUCGAACAAUUCAUACUACGAUUCAGAUUAUUCAUAUUACGAGAAUCUGGGAAGUCACCACCAAUCACUGCAGUGUCAGAUCUCCUGUUGCCUCGUCACACACCAGUCUGAAGUCCCAACUCCUGUUUAUGACUGGAAUGACAUGGCUCAGCAGUCUUGGCCUCAGGUCAUACCUGAUGUCGCGUUGAGUCACUCAGUGCAAAAUGAAUCCCCACAUUUUUACUCCAUCUUACCACCACAAAGGAAUGGCAAAGGUCGGAAGAAGCUCAGACUUUAUGAAUACCUGCACGAGGCUCUGAAUGACCCCAACAUGGGCGACUCAAUCCAGUGGACGGACAGCGGCAGCGGCACCUUCCACUUCAUCUCCAAAAACAAGGAGAAGCUGGCUGAGUGCUGGGGCCAGCGUAAGGGCAACCGCAAGACCAUGACCUAUCAGAAAAUGGCAAGAGCUCUGAGAAACUACAGCCGUACUGGGGAGAUCAUCAAAGUACGCCGCAAACUCACCUACCAGUUUAACCCAGACAUCCUGCACAGGCUCGGCUCUGCACAUGUGCCCAUGCACCUGCCCCGUCACCCUCCACAGGAGGAGGCCCACACCCAGCAGCACAAUCCAUCCGAGCAGAGCUACUGCGGGUCUGCAGCAGCAGACUGGCACAGCUGGUACGCUCACUAUCAGCCGCACGAAGAUUACGACCUGGCCGCAAGCUUCACCUCACACACCAAACUCUGAUGUGGCGGAGAGCUCUCAGGAUGUCAAAGUUUUCAAAGACUCAAAUAUUUUCGUUACAUGCUGGAUCCUGGUUGUAAAAUGUAUUAAUUUACAAAAAACCUAUAAAAAUGUUUUGUUGUUUUCUUUUGUUUUUUGUUUUUUUUAUUUCAAUACCUUUACUGAACAACAUACACAUUUUCUGGCAGUUGCAACCAGUACUGUGUGGAUUAUUUAACAUACUGUUUGCUUACCAGAUUGACUUCAAGGCAGCAGCAACAAAAGUUAAGAGUAAAAUUAACCUCACAGAACCAAAUUAAAGUGGUUUUCCUUAGAGGUUUUCUUUCUGGAUCCCUAUUUAUUCAAAGCAUGUCAUUAUUUGAGAAUUUGGGACAGAAAAAGUAACAGACUUUGUAAAUUGAUUCUGUAUGCUGUGAUUUAGAAGUGUUUGUGUACAUUAUUUAAGUUGCUUUUAGUAGUAUAUGAAAGAGAUUUCACUGUAUAUUACUUGUAAAUAAGACUUUAAUAUUCUCAUUUUGUAAUUUAUAACAAAAUAAAUUUAAACUGUAUUGCUUUAGCAACACUUUAGUUGGAUGAUACAGGCACAUACUUUUAAAGAAGGGGUAAAGUUAAAAUGACGGAUGAUCCAAAGCCAUCAGUUAAAAUCAAGGAUGUCACUAAAAUUUUAAUUUGUAUACUUGUAUUUCUUUUAUUGCUAAUAUUAAAAAAAAAAAUUAGCAAUUAGUGAACUGAAAUUCAUGAUUACAAAUCUGUUAGCGUCUGUAGUGCCUGUUUUACUCUUCCUUUCUUUUCUUUUUUUUUAAACCUAUGUGGAUCUCGUGCAUUUAGCAUAUUGUUUUACUUUAAUAUGCUCCAGUUUUCCUUUUGCCUUUUGGAUUGUUUUUAUGUCAGUGUAAGCAUUCAACAACACUGUUGUAAACAUUUUUACGUGUCCAAAUAAAUCAGAGUAAAU